ACUGCCCUCGCCAGUCGGACGGUUUUAGUUCGCACCUCUACCUCAGGACAUCCCAAUGCCACUGAAGCCUCGGAGAAACGCAACGGGACAGCGGACGCCAAGGAUCCUCAACGGUGUUUCACAAAGCGUAAUCUGAUAACAUAUUUGAUCACUUAAUGCCGAUACAGAACUCAUGCGAACUUUUCACAGCAGCCUGAUCCCAUUUUGUAAUUUCAUUGAGUAUGGGAAUGAGUUUGAGACACUCGCUUCGCACCGCAGUCUUGCUGGGCUGUGUUAUAAUUUACAGCAAUGUGGUAUGUCCCGUGGAUGCCUACCUUUACAACAAUCGCUACGCUGGUGACCAGGUCUUCAGAAUCACCCCAGACAGCCUCAAAGAUGUUGAUCUACUACAGAAACUCUUUCAGAACAUGACUGUAGACCUGUGGCAGCCCAACAGUGCGUCCCUGAUCCAGGAGGGCAGUCCAGUGGACGUCCACGUGGGCCGGACGCUCACUCAAGGUCUGCACCUUCAUCUCCAGCAGAAGCACAUCCAGCAUAAGGUGCUUAUCCCCAACCUUCAAAAGGAAAUCGAAAAGCAGACGGGAUAUCGGUCCGCAAGAAAGCGCCGCUCGGUGUUGCAGUACGAUUACGAGGUCUAUCACUCUCUUGAAGAGAUCCAGAGCUGGAUGUUUGAGAUGAACAGGACCCACUCACACCUGCUGGACAUGUUUUCAGUGGGCAGAUCCUAUGAGGGUCGGCCACUCUAUGUGCUUCAGUUGGGAAAGAGAGGACGGCAUUACAGGAAGGCGGUGUGGAUUGACUGUGGUGUCCACGCUCGGGAGUGGAUCGGACCAGCGUUCUGCCAGUGGUUUGUUAGAGAGGCGCUGAACUCAUAUGAGCAUGACUCGGCCAUGAGACGUCUGAUGAAUCAGCUGGCCUUCUACAUCAUGCCCGUGCUCAAUGUCGACGGCUACCACUACAGCUGGACCACCGAUCGAUUCUGGAGGAAAACACGCUCCAAAAAUCACAAGUAUCAUUGCCGUGGUGUGGAUGCCAACCGGAACUGGAAAGUGAAGUGGUGUGAGGAAGGAGCCUCGUCCCACCCCUGCGAUGAGACGUACUGCGGGCCGAGCCCCGAGUCAGAACCGGAGGUGAAGGCCGUGGCCAAGUUCCUGCGCAAGCGCAAGAAGCAGGUCAAAGCCUACAUCUCCAUCCACGCCUACGCCCAGAUGCUGCUCUACCCCUACUCCUACAAAUACGCCAUGAUCCCCAACUUCAACUGUGUGGAAUCUGCAGCUCACAAUGCAGUGACGGCCUUGUAUUCUGCGUAUGGAGUGCGAUACAGAUACGGACCUGCCUCAACUACUUUGUACAUGAGUUCUGGGAGCUCCAUGGACUGGGCCUACAAGAAUGGAAUCCUGUACGCCUUUGCGUUCGAGCUGCGCGACACCGGCUACUUUGGCUUCCUCCUGCCCGAGGCACAGAUCAACCCCACGUGCACUGAGACCAUGAGGGCCGUGAAGGCCAUCGCCUCAGGGCUACUUAAGAAGUGUGCUGUCUGAGGACCAUAUUUACGGUGAAUUACAGACUACCACCCUCUCAAAGGUGACAAAAGUAACUGGUGUGUGGAAGUGACAUUUACACUUUUUUUAACUGUACUGGCUAAGUUUUUCUUACACCACCCCCCUUCCCUUUACCUUCACACUGUAACCUGGGAGGAGCCAUUCUCACAGCCUGCCUCUUCUUCACACCCCUGGGUCCCUUUGCUCUCAGCCACCUAAAGAUAGUCAAACUGUGAAUAGGAUUGGGUAAAGUGGCCUGGUGCUCAACUGGUGGUCACUGGCUGAUAGAUAAUCAAUGCAGUGUCAGCUAAAAGAUGCCUAACCAGUACAAGAUUGGCAGUACACCCACCCUCUGCUCAUUACCAUGGUGACAAGGGAGUGGUAGCCAAAGGGUCUUUUUAACCUCAGGUUAUUAAAAUGAGCAAGACUGGUGCUGUAAGUCUUGAUUUUUAAGUCCACAUGUGACUAGAAGAACUGUUCUAAAAUGUUCUUCCUUACAUAGUCAGUUGGGUUGUUUAUUUUCAUUUAUGUGCAAAUUCAGAGAUUCAUAGAACCCUUUUUGUUCUUCAUAGAACCCUUUUUGUUCUUCAUACCUUUUUUUUGAAUGACAACCUUUUUUUCUGUGAUAAUCUAUAAUAUGCCAAAUAACGCUUGUUAGUAUAGGGUGAUCACAAGCACUUGAGGUCACAAUUUACUGACAGUGAUGGCGUCAGCACAUUGAGAUUAUUCUGGUUUACAGAGCACUUUUAUCUCUUUGGAUUGUCUUGAAUUUUUUAAAAUGCGGCAAACAACAACAUAAAGCUAAGCAAUUUGUGGUGUGUAAAUAAUAUACUUACCUAUAUUUUUGUAAAACGCCAAGGAAAUUUUUCAGGGACAGCUGAAUGUUUCUCGCAUAGUCUAGACAUUACAUUAGUAUUGUACAAAAUGAUAUGCACACUCACUGUGUUUCUUCGACAACUGCCAUAUUACGCUAGCAAUGCAGUAUUAGUGAUUCUGGUGAUUAGGCCUUACAUAGCAUCACAGUAUAUGUUUGAGAUCUGUACAUUUGUGACAAAAAGGGGGUUCUGUUUUUGCGUCCCUUUUGCCAACACUAUAUGUAUUGUUUUGAGUUUAUUUGAGCUUGACGGAUAACAGAUGCUAGGAACAAUCAGCAACUGUUGGAACUGCAUGAAAAGAAGCCUGGGUGUACCAACUGACUGGGGUAAAAGCAAGGAUUCUAGAAAAGAUUUCUCUGAAAUGAAAUGUAUGCAGUCAUUGUAAAUGCCACAUAAAGACAUUGUAGAGGAUGUUUUGAAAUCGAUAGAGACCUGUUUUGUCUGUGAAUUAGCAGUGUUUACCUCACUUGAGAAGGCUGCUCUCAGUGAGUACUCACUUGUAACAAGAAUAUGUCAAUGUGUCUCCUCAAAACUAUUUUGUAAUAAAUGUAUUUUAUUCUUUUA
Messenger RNA from Sardina pilchardus (European sardine), 2980 nucleotides. RefSeq names its product carboxypeptidase A6 (gene cpa6). Lineage: Eukaryota; Metazoa; Chordata; Actinopteri; Clupeiformes; Clupeidae. Bases 222 to 1541 code for a protein of 439 amino acids. The transcript is spliced from 11 exons. Gene Ontology annotation, molecular function: zinc ion binding; metallocarboxypeptidase activity. Gene Ontology annotation, biological process: proteolysis. The record is from RefSeq and is a predicted model, not a curated record.